GUAGUCUAGUGGAUGUACAAGCACCCACUACACUUAUGACCCGAACUAUCAAUUUCAAAGCUCGCCACAUUUCAGAACAAGAGAUUUUCUUUCAAUAAAAUCACUUCUUUCAUUCUUUUGAUCUUACAAUACAAUAGAUUCGUUUAGAACUCCCCAUUCCUAUGAACUUUAAUCAUAUCACAAGUUGAAAAAUAAAUUGCUAACUUUGGCAACUAUAGCGAGACAACGGGAAUUAAAAUCAUUAUAACACACCGCACAUAUUUGAUAUAUUUGAUUUGUUAAAUUUCUGUUUUGCUUUGUUUUGUUUUAUUUUUCGUCUUAUUAAGUUUAAUGCCUAUUAAUUAAUUAAAGAUGUUAAAUUUAAAUUGCGCUAUAUGCACUGAAUUGUUUUCACCAUCCGAUGAAGUCUAUGUUACAACAUGCGGACACAUGUUUCAUUUCACGUGCCUGGGACAGUGGCUAGAAAGAUCAAAGACAUGUCCUCAGUGCCGUAAUAAGUGCCCCGAGCGCAGUAUAAUACGUGUAUAUUUCAAUUUGGCGAAUUUGGACACGAGUCGUAUAGACAUUGGAUCAUUGCAAGAGCAAUUGGACAAUGCAAAACUACAAAUUAAGAUGAAAGAGACUGAAUUAAAAACUGCUAAUGAUCAGAUAAAAUCCUUAAAUGAUAUAAAAAAGAAGUGCAUGAAAACCAUAACAGGGUUCGACUUAAAAUUACAAAAUAAAGAUUUCGUGAUAUCAAGCUACGCGGAGCAGUUAAAAAUGCUUAAAUCCCGUGUUAAAGCAAUGGAAGAUGCGAGCAAAGAAAACAAGGCACUUAAGAAUCAAAUUGAGACAAUGGAGGGCAUCAACACUUUACUUACAGCUUCUUCCGUCGAAGCUGAAAAGCUGCUAAACAGCAACAAUGAUAUUAAGACUUUAGCAACUUGGGUUGCAACUUUAAAACGAGAAUUACGUGUAUGCGAGCAUAAAAAAACUGAUAUGCGGAAUCUUUUGAAGGUGGUACAAACUGAUUUACACAAACAGACAGAAACAAAAAAAAAUCAUGAAGAGCGUAUAUCUCAACUGGAAAGCGAAAACUAUCAACUAAAGGAAAAGGUUAAAACUUUAGAAAAUCCUGUAGUGAACAAUAUAAAUGGUGUAAAAGAUAUUAGCAUAGGUUUAAAUACUGCGAUGCUGCCUUCGCCUUCUCCGUGCCAUAAAGAAGAAAAAAAGUGUUCUAUCGUUGUUAACGUAAGCUUCCAAAUUUUUAUAAAAAUUAUACCACAAUUCCAUGUAUUUUCACUUAAAAAGGUCGAAGACCAGCACUCUCCUUAUUUGAAAAUAAAAGCUAGCAGUGUGGGUUUGAUGCCUCUGCUUAAACAUGCUGGCGAAGGAGCCACUAAGGUGACUACCACGAAAUUGGGUAAUCUAAAAAUCUCGCCGGUAAAACGUACAAACAAAUCAGAAUGCCAUAGUGAACUUAGCGAAAAGUAUUCAAUUUUUAAAAAGCCUCGCAUCGGGGUUAUUGCGGCCGCUGCUAAUGGUGCCAGUAUAAUUCAGACAAAAGAUUCCAAUUUUGUGUCCAACGGAUUUGGUGGAUCAGAACGCAUCAAUCCAUUCGAGCAAUCGGUGAAUGGUAUAAUAAUUGAAGAAGUAACCAAAGAGGACGCAAAUAUUCCAAGCACAACUGGUUCCAACGUCAAUAAACGUUUAAAGACCCGCUGUCUGCGCAACUUUAAAGUCACUAAAUAAUAUUUCUAUUAAUUUUAUAUAAUUUUUUUCUGCUUAUUCAUAUAAA
This is a messenger RNA of Glossina fuscipes, 1777 nucleotides long. It is a transcript of the gene nopo, whose product is annotated as E3 ubiquitin-protein ligase TRAIP. The transcript has 8 exons. The coding region runs from base 352 to 1731 and encodes 459 amino acids. The record is from RefSeq and is a predicted model, not a curated record. Lineage: Eukaryota; Metazoa; Arthropoda; Insecta; Diptera; Glossinidae.